Oryzias latipes (Japanese medaka) is the source of this 5212-nucleotide messenger RNA. It is a transcript of the gene cyld, whose product is annotated as cylindromatosis (turban tumor syndrome). Lineage: Eukaryota; Metazoa; Chordata; Actinopteri; Beloniformes; Adrianichthyidae. The record is from RefSeq and is a predicted model, not a curated record. Gene Ontology annotation, molecular function: cysteine-type deubiquitinase activity. Gene Ontology annotation, biological process: protein deubiquitination.
CAAAGUACGUCAUCUGUUAACUGUAGCGAGGUCGGCUCCUGUAAAUAAUAAAUCUCACAUAUGCAGCAGUACACCGCCUUAUUCUUACGUAUUUUUGAAACGCCAAAAGUAUUUCGUUUAAAUGUUAUGUUGUGCACUUUAGCGAGGAGCAGCGGCCUGCCUGCUAGCUUGCUCCUAAACUGUUCGCGAGGCGACUUUAGCCUGAUAUUUAGCUAGUCCGGACGCUACCAUUACCUAGCUAUUUAGCUAAUCAGAGGUUAUUACAGGAAUAUUAUACAUAUUCUAUUGGCGCCCCCGUCAAGCAAAGAUGGAUGUAUGAAAUGACAGCCUUUUUUGGCCUAUAGGUGACUCGACACACACAAAAGGCCCCCUGGUCAAGCUCGCCUUGGCGCUGGUCCUGCUGCUUACCAUGCAGCCAUGAGCUCUGCCCUGUGGAACCAGGAUAGGUCUGGUGGGGGCUUCAGGGAGGACUGGCGCUUCUACAUGGUCAUAAAAGAAUGUACUGUGGAGAAGCCUGCACAGAAGACCCUAAGGAUCCCCCGUGGUAGCCUGGGCCAGGCCUGUCAGGAGCGUAAUAGCCUGGGACGAACUCUCCCUCCAUGCAAGGGCAAGAAGAGCCUCCGCAUCCUGGACCAGACCAACGUGGUGCUGAGCCUGGAUGAGCGGGAUGUGUUGGAGUUGGAGGAGAAGCUGGCUGAGCUGCUGUUCCCCAUUACCAACUGUGAGGAGCGAUAUGCCCUGCUGUGCGACGAGCAACGUCUGCAGCGGGUUCGUGACAUCGAUUGUGGUUCCAAGGUGCGUGUCCAGCUGCGAUCAGGGGAUGAGCCUCUGCCAGGUGUGGUUCGCUUCAAGGGCUCACUGCUGCCUGACAGAGCCCUGUCGGGAAUCUGGUUUGGAGUGGAGCUGCUGGAGGAGGGUCGAGGUCAGGGCUUCACGGAGGGCACCUACCAGGGUCGCCAGCUUUUUCGCUGUGAGGAAGAGUGCGGCGUGUUUGUGGCUCUGGACAAGCUUGAACUCUGGGAGGACGACGAUGACGACACAGUGGGGGAGCUGGAGGUGGAUCACGUCAGGCUGGUGGAAGACGAUCAGGACUUUCCUCCACUGGAGAUCAACUCCAGGGUUGUGGUGCAGACCAGAGAGGGACCAGAGAGGGGCACCAUCAUUUUUUGUGGCCUGCUACCCAGUAAUGAGAGCUUAGGAUACUAUGUAGGAGUUGACAUGGACAAUCCUAUCGGGGACUGGGAUGGUAUGUUUCACGGGAAGCAGUUGUGUAAUUUUGCCAGUUUGGAACACACUCGACUUGUCCCCAUCUGUGACGUAAUGCCAGAAUAUUCCAUGCAGGACCAAAGGCUGCCGAGGCACAGUUUUGCCCCCAGAGGCACCAACAGUGACAAGUCAUCCUGUGGCCCCAACAAACCAAAUAAAAAAGGGUUAAGUCAUCAAACUGGAAGUAGAAGCAAGUCUGAGUUUUACUAUACUUUAAAUGGCAGCUCUCUUGACCCGCCUUGCCAGUCCAAAUCCAAAAGCACAUGGUACAUUGAUGAAGUUGGAGAGGACCCUGCCAAGUCACUUACUGAGACACCCCCUGACUUCAAUCAGUCCUCCCCGCCCCCUAGAGCCCCACUCUCCUCCUCACUAUCCACCGAUAACAAGUUCCACUCGCUGCCCUUCAGCCUGAACCGCAAGCCGGGGCCCACUGACAGCAUGAGUCCCGGUCCGCUCUCCCUCUCUGUCCAGUCAGUGAUGGGGGAGCAGCCCGAGCCCCCGGCAGCUCCGGCUGCCCCGCCUUCUCCACGGCCUUCAACGCCUCCUCGAGGUCAGCCGGGUCUGGAGGUGGGCUCUCUGGUGGAGGUGAAGGAGAACCCCCCUCUGUGUGGUGUGAUCCGCUGGGUGGGUCUGCCUCCUGGCCUGCUGGAGCCUUUGGCGGGGCUGGAACUGGAAGAAGAGUGCCCCGGCUGCACCGACGGCACCUUCAAAGGUACCCGGUAUUUCACCUGCCCACCUAAGAAAGCUUUGUUCGUCAAGCUCAAGUGCUGUCGGCCCGACUCCCGCUUCCCGUCCCUGCACCACUCCCCCAACCCCAUAGAGCGAUGCAACUCAAUCGCAUUUGGAGGUUACCUGAGCGAGGUCGUUCACGAAAACACGCCUCCGCGCACAGAAAACGACGGCCUGGAUGUAAUGGUGGGAAAAAAGAAAGGCAUUCAGGGUCAUUACAACUCCUGCUACCUUGAUUCAACCCUCUUCUGUCUCUUCUCCUUCAGUUCUGUUUUGGACACGGUUCUGCUGAGGCCACAAUCAAAGACUGAUGUGGAGUAUUACAGAGAGACCCAGGAGCUGCUACGCACUGAGAUAGUGAACCCCCUACGCAUACAUGGUUAUGUUUGUGCCACAAAAGUAAUGAAGCUGAGGAGGAUUCUUGAAAAAGUGGAGGCAGCUUCUGGAUUUACCUCUGAAGAAAAAGAUCCCGAGGAGUUCCUCAUCAUUCUUUUUCACCACAUAUUGAGAGUGGAUCCACUGCUUAAGCUCAGAUCAGCAGGUCAGAAGGUCCAGGACUGUUACUUUUACCAGAUCUUCAUGGACAAGAAAGACAAGGUUGGAGUUCCAACCAUCCAGCAGCUUUUAGAGUGGUCCUUCAUCAACAGUGACCUAAAGUUUGCAGAGGCUCCCUCCUGCCUUAUCAUCCAGAUGCCCCGCUUUGGCAAGGACUUCAAAAUGUUCAACAAGAUUUUUCCUUCGUUAGAGUUGGACAUCACGGAUCUUCUUGAAGACACUCCGAGGGAAUGUCGUAUCUGCGGGGGCCUGGCGUUCUACGAGUGCAGAGACUGUUAUGACGACGGGGACAUCACCGCCGGCAAGAUUAAACAGUUCUGUGAAAAGUGUAAUACACAGGUUCACCUCCACCCAAAGAGGAAAGCCCAUCGACAUGGCAAACUGUCCGUCCCCAAGGAGCUGCAAGAAGGUACGGGGCGUCAGGGCGGCUUUCCCCGCCAGAGGAUGGAGCUGUUCGCUGUGCUAUGCAUCGAGACCAGUCACUACGUGGCCUUCGUCAAGUACGGCACCGCAGAUUCCGCCUGGCUCUUCUUCGACAGUAUGGCUGACCGCGACGGGGGCCAGAACGGUUUCAACAUCCCCCAGGUGUCUCCGUGCCCCGAGGUGGAGACCUACCUGAAAAUGUCUCCGGAAGAGCUGCACACUCUCGACCCCAAGAGUAUCCAGGGCCAGGCGCGCCGCCUGCUCUGCGACGCCUACAUGUGCAUGUACCAGAGCCCCACCAUGAGCCUGUACAAGUAAAACUCUGCUCCCUCAACCUUUUUACCUGUCAUCCCCUGCCACUCAGCCUCCAUCUCCCCCAGGCCAGCAGAUUCAAAGAGACCAAAAAGCGAAAGAUAAACUAAUAGAACAGCUGCCUGCUAUCGGGGGCACGGUCCACGAAAACCUCCUAACCUCACCUCGCCUCCAUGCCUUCUCGUUUCUGAAGGCUGGGAAGAUGGAAAGGAGCGGGAGAUGCCUAUUUGCACUGUGCAUUAGUUGAAGUGUUGUUUCUUUUAUGUAGUCCUAUGUAGCUUUCUUGUGUCUGGAAGCUGAGCAUCGCUGGGUGUUAGCAAAACAAAGGGGUAGGCAUUAUGAGGAUCCACUCCCUGAACGGGGAGGCAGGAGACACAAGCAGAGGAGACUUUGCACGGCAGCGGCCUACAAAACAAAAUAAAAUGUGCUUGUGGGAGGACCUUGCUCACCUCAUUUACCUUAAAGAAAAAAGGGAGACCUGUUAUUCUUAAUCACUCUUCAGGACGGGAGUUUCCGUGGUGCACAUUAAGGAAGCGACAUUGUGUGCAAACCUCCAUGUGUUUGUGCCGUUAUAGAACAUUUAUGUAAAAUCUCUUUAAGUAGCAUAGAUAGCUCCAGACUGUAACACCAACAAUAUAGACGUCAACUAGCUGUGCAGUCAGUCGCAUUUAAACCAGACCACUGGGCUCUUUGUGAACCGGUUCUUCUACGCCUUCAUCACGCUGUGUAAACGUCCUUACAGUGUGUGUUUUACAGAAUAGGGUGUUGGCCAUUGUAAAAGUCUCACAUCAGCAUUUUUGUUCCCCCCCCCCCCACCUGUAAGUGUCCAUCUCAGUCAUGUCUGCCCCUCGGCUGUAGCCGUCAUGAAUGGCCUGCACGGCUCCUGCAGACCAGAUAAAAAGCAUGACGAGAGACUUGCACAACGGCUUCUGUAGUAAAGCUGGUUUCCGGAGCGCUCGUAGGGUCAAUGAGGUGAAAAACUGCAAAAAGCGUGUUUCUUUAAAAGGUAAGAGUGUGAGGAAGUGCAGUGUCGUGCUCAUUCUGUUAAUGAGAAAAUCUAAAUGAUGUUUUUUUGUUUACAAAGCCUUUUUUUUUUUCCUCCUCUGCCUGUCCUGGCAGGACUGAUUCCCAACAGAAGCAAGUAUCGACCCUCCGCUGCCUUUUAUCACAGCGUGACAGUUUUUACAGCUUGGCGUCUGACAGCAAAACAGUUGCGUUCAAAUAUUAUUUAUUGCGCUCUCGUCAUGUCACCGAUUUCUCUGAAAUAAUAGUUCAAUACGUGACAAAAACAGGGUCAGUGAUACUGCUAGGCUUGGGUAUAUCUUGUCCUUCACUGUAUAUUUAAGUGAGUAUUAAACUUUAGGUUGUCCUACAACAACUACUGAAUGUUCAUGGAGACACAAUGAGCAGUUAGCAACUGAGGACAAAUGAAGAGGCACAAGGGGGGGAGACCUUUGGGCAUAUAUAUUUACAAAUACAUAUUUAAAGAAGUUUUAUAAAAAAAAAUGAAAAUGAAAUAAAAACGGAACAUUUUGAUUCCAUUUUAUUCCAGUUUGCCACAGUAAGAAAUUGAUCGGAAAAGCUUGUUAGCUUUCAAAUUUUAUUUAUCUACGCAAACACUUGAGGAACCUUGACUUAGGAAGAACGGUGAAGGCGAUUUGUAAACGACUGAAGGGUUGGGCUGAGCGCUCUGCUCCACAGCUGCAGAGCUUCUGACAGGAAUUUGAACUUUUCUAGUGCUGCUGAAGCUCGCCGCUGACCGGAGCUCCGCUCCCUGCAACACCACAGAGAAGAAGAGACUUUGUGUCUGUUUUUGUUCUGUUGCAUCUGUACAGUGUAGAUGUAUAUGUAACGAAUGGAACAUUAAUGUCAGUGAUGUUCUUGUAAAUGUUAACAAAAUAAAGUUUGUUUUGAAGGGUGCACUUUA